GUGAGCGUUUUCAAAACCAUGCUCAUCUUCAUUGGGUCGUUGUUAUCAUCCUUGAUAAUAUAUCGGCUUUCGCCUCUUCAUCCAUUGUAUGGCUUUCCAGGACCAGUUCUUUUGAGGAUCUCUCGUCUCGCAUCGUUCAAGAUUCUCUUCACGGGCAAGCAACAUGAAAUCUAUCAGCAACUACACGAAAAAUAUGGUCCGUACGUCCGAACUGGUCCAAAUCACCUACACAUCUCAGAUGCUCAAGCUGUUCCAUAUAUCAUGAAUUCUCCGCGUUGCCUGAAAAGUGAACGAUACAAUGCUGUCAAGCGGGAAGAUAGUAAUGCGCGGGGUCUCUUGGGCAUCGUGGAUCCCAAAGAGCAUUCUCGACGACGUCGCCUAUGGGACCGUGGACUUAACACAUCUGCUCUAAAAGGAUACCAACCACUACUUACUAACCGCAUCAACCAAUUUGUUGAAACCCUGCGCAGAGAAUCUUCAUCGAAUGAGAGUAUAGACCUUGCUAAGUGGAUAGCUUUCUUCUCGCUUGACUUCAUGGGGGAUCUCGCCUGGGGAGGUGUAUUCCAUUCAAUGGAGGAUGGAAACGAUGUGAACGGGCUUUUGAACUUAUCGCAAACGGUGACAAAGAUACACGAGACCGCAGGAACGAUUCCCUGGACAAGGCUAUUUUAUGAAUAUCUUCCUGUCUCCAAGAAAACGAUACAGCAGCUUGCAUUUGCCAAACGCACUGUAUUGGACAGAAUCAAGCGUGGAUGUGGCGCGACCCCGGAUCUGUUUAUGUAUCUGCUUGGGGAACAUGACGACACGAUAGACGAACCUCUAAGCCUACCCGCACUAGUUUUAGAAACAAGUUUUGCUCUCAUUGCGGGGACCGAUACAAGUGCAAUGACGCUGGCGAAUUCAUUUUUCUAUCUUUUAUCCUACCCGGACACUCUAAGCCGUCUUACGGCUGAAAUUGACGCGUUGAAUGAUGAUUUGAACCCGAAUGCGCUGGCAGGGCUUCCUUAUUUGAAUGCCGUUCUGAAUGAAACACUGAGGCUCCAACCGGUCGUUCCAAAUGGUGUUCAAAGAGUGUUGCUCCCAGGGCCUUCCGGGAAAGGUGUAGUGGUGGAUGAUCGAUAUUCCACCUCUGGUUUUCUCAGUUAUAUUCCACCACGAACAAACCUCCAGAUCUCACCUUACUGUGUUCAACGAGACCCACUCAACUUUUCACCGCAUUCUCAUUGCUUUUGGCCUGAUCGUUGGCUUCCUAACAUUCAGGACAGCUUACGCGGAAACGAUAAAGCGGAUUUUCGGCACAACGAACAGGCAUUCUUUCCAUUUAGUUAUGGACCCACAGCGUGCGCCGGUAAAUCGUUGGCACUGAUGGAAAUGCGGGCGGUUCUCAGCACCGUCUUGUCUAAAUUCGAGCUGGCUUUCGCAGAUGGAUGGAAUCCCGCAGAGUGGGAACACAACUUAAAAGACUUUUAUACCUUACGAGGGGGGCCUUUGCCAAUCGUCUUGGUGCCCCGGAAGGUUGCUAGUUAAAGCCUCUUGGUAGUGGUGUUGUUCCUUGACCACCCCGGUACUAGUAGUAGUAUCACAUCCGAAAUUUGGGGCUCCUUGUCCUCGCAAAG
Molecule: messenger RNA, 1616 nt
Organism: Lentinula edodes (shiitake mushroom)
Lineage: Eukaryota; Fungi; Basidiomycota; Agaricomycetes; Agaricales; Omphalotaceae
Product: cytochrome P450
Exons: 12
Coding region: 19-1527 (502 amino acids)
Molecular function (GO): oxidoreductase activity, acting on paired donors, with incorporation or reduction of molecular oxygen; heme binding; monooxygenase activity
Source: RefSeq, a predicted model, not a curated record